Molecule: messenger RNA, 321 nt
Organism: Macrosiphum euphorbiae (potato aphid)
Lineage: Eukaryota; Metazoa; Arthropoda; Insecta; Hemiptera; Aphididae
Source: the annotation of a GenBank genome assembly
AUGGGUCAUAUGGAAGAGGCUGAGGACACUGACCUUCCUACUUAUUACCUUCCUCAUCAUACUGUGACCAAGAGUGACAGCCUAACCACAAAAACUCGUGUUGUGUUUGACGGCUCGGCAGUUACAAGAUCAGGCCUAAGUCUUAACGAUAUAUUGGUAUGUGGACCGUCAGUUCAACCUGAAUUGUUAUCCAUUGUACUACGAUUCCGUCUCUAUAGAUAUGCUUUGGUUGCGGACAUUGAGAAAAUGUAUCGCCAGGUCUGGGUUGCACCUUCAGACUGUGAUAUGCAGCGAAUAGUAUACCUACCGGUCAAAUGCUGA